CCUCCGCUCCUCCAGUCCAAGCCCCUUCUCUCUGAACCCACCUCUCUCGUUCAGACACGCCUCUCUCUCUCUCUCUCUCUCUCUCUCUCUCUCUCUCUCUCUCUCUUUCUCUGAGGCAGCCAUUUUCGCUCUCUCUGAGGUUUGGAGUGGAAGGAAGAAAGGGAGAGUGUUCCGGCCGGCGAAGAUGUCUGAGGUGUCGGUGAUAAACCAGGCGGAGGUGGAGGAAACCGCGGCCGGGCUGGAGCUGCCGCCGGGGUUCCGGUUCCACCCCACCGACGAGGAGAUCAUCUCGCACUACCUCACGCCCAAGGCCAUCGACCGCCGCUUCACCUCCGGUAUCAUCGGCGAGGUCGACCUCAACAGGUGCGAGCCAUGGGACCUCCCAGCCAGGGCCAAGAUGGGGGAGAAGGAGUGGUUCUUCUUCUGCCACAAGGAUCGUAAGUAUCCGACGGGGAUGCGGACGAACCGCGCCACGGAGAGCGGCUACUGGAAGGCCACCGGCAAGGACAAGGAGAUCUUCAAGGGCCGCGGCAUCCUCGUCGGUAUGAAGAAGACGCUCGUCUUCUACCGCGGCCGCGCCCCGCGCGGCGAGAAGACCGGCUGGGUCAUGCACGAGUUCCGCCUCGACGGCAAGCUGCCCCAACCGCUCUCGCACUCUGCCAAGGAGGAGUGGGCUGUUUGCAAGGUGUUCAACAAGGAGCUGGCGGCGACGACCGGGCCAAUGGCAGCGGCCGGCGCGGAGCUCGAGCGCGUCGGCUCGUUGGGGUUCAUCAGCGAAUUACUAGACUCCGCCGAGCUGCCGCCCCUCAUGGACUCUUCCUUCGGCGCCGACCUCGACGAGGUGAUCGACUUCAAGGGCCCCGCGUCCACCUCCGGCCACGCCGCGCUGGGCACGAGCUACCAGCAGGUCAAGAUGGAGGAGCACGCCCCGCUGCAGUACCACCACAACCAACAACCGCCGAUGUUCUACUCGAGCCAGUACUUCUCGCUCCCGGCGGUGAACACCAGCGACCUGCCGACGGCGAUCCGGAGGUACUGCAAGGCGGAGCAGGUGCCGGGGCAGACGGCGUCGGUGCUCAUCCCGUCCCGCGAGACCGGGCUCAGCACGGACCCCAACGCCGCCGGCUGCGCGCAGAUCUCUUCGGCGGUGACACCGUCGUCGCACCAGUUCCUGCAGGAGCUCGACGACCCGGUCCUGAACCUGGCCAACAUCUGGAAGUACUGACCAAGCCUGAACGAUCGUGGGCUGCCCAUCCACCUUCGCGGGAUUUGGUUGAUUAAUUACUUGAUUUGAUUGAUUAUCUUGGUGUUCCAUGCUUGGGUUGGUGACAGUUUGCUGAUGCAUCAUCGAUCGUCGUCACCUCCGCGGAGGCCUCUCCUGACCUUGGGUCUGAUUAGAUUAUUAUCCAGACCGCAAGGGGAUUAGUGCAGGGCCUCCCUGUUAAUUAAUUACUGCAUCCUAGGUUCCAUUUCCAUGUCUGUACAUAGUACUGUCAGUACUCUAAUUGUAUCAUUAGUAGUAGUAUGAUGAUAGGAUUAAUGAAUGUGUGUAGAUUAGGGGGGUUGCAUCUGCAGACUGCAGUGCGGGGUGAUUCACGAAUUGAUCAAUUUGGGCGCCUGAUGAGCCAGCUAACGCUCGCUUUAUAAGUACAUUUACAGUUAAUUA
This is a messenger RNA of Phragmites australis (common reed), 1666 nucleotides long. RefSeq names its product NAC domain-containing protein 92-like. The transcript has 3 exons. Gene Ontology annotation, molecular function: DNA binding. Lineage: Eukaryota; Viridiplantae; Streptophyta; Magnoliopsida; Poales; Poaceae. The record is from RefSeq and is a predicted model, not a curated record. Gene Ontology annotation, biological process: regulation of DNA-templated transcription. The coding region runs from base 185 to 1225 and encodes 346 amino acids.